Molecule: messenger RNA, 1154 nt
Organism: Telopea speciosissima
Lineage: Eukaryota; Viridiplantae; Streptophyta; Magnoliopsida; Proteales; Proteaceae
Product: photosynthetic NDH subunit of subcomplex B 2, chloroplastic
Exons: 3
Coding region: 70-1143 (357 amino acids)
Biological process (GO): carbohydrate metabolic process
Molecular function (GO): catalytic activity; carbohydrate binding
Source: RefSeq, a predicted model, not a curated record
AGAGCAGUGUGUGGACUGUGGAAGAAAGCAGAAUAGAAUAGAAUAGACGAAUAGUCCAAGCCACUGCCAAUGGCUUCUCUUCUUCCUUUCUCUCUCCCCAAACCAAAACUCAAUUUAAUCAGAGCAUCAUCUUCAUCCCUGGUAACAGAAACAAGCCCAGCUGUUACUCUCAAUCAGAAUUUCGGCCGGAAAGGGAUCAAGUUCACAGAAUCAGGUGAUGUUCCGGUCGUCGAACUGACCGUCAGAAAUGGCAGCUCCCUCAGCGUUCGUAUUCCAGAUGGCCUUGUCACCUCCUACAAGCCCAAGGUUUACUGGAAAGAUGAUGGAUUCGAGGAGGUUCUCUACACACUCCCUGGAGGUUCCAAUUCCAUUAAAGGGGGGAUUGGUCUCGUCCUCAACCAAGUAUCCCAACCCUCCACUUCAACUUCAAAGCCCUCAUCCUCACCGUUGUUUACUUCAGAAUGGGUCGUGAAGGAUGUUGAUUCUGACUCCAUUGAUGCUCUUCAGGUUGAAUUGAGCUGCACCUGUGGAGCUCUUGAGAUAAACUACAUUGUCUCACUCUAUCCUCUGAGCAUGGCAACUGCAGUUGUGGUAAAGAACAAUGGCCGCAAGGCUGUCAAUUUAACCAGUGCAAUUUUAACCCAUUUCAAAUUUAAAAACAGAGGAGGGACAGCAAUCCAAGGGCUCAGAGGCUGCUCUUACUGUAGCCACCCACCAUUGCCUUCGAGCUUUGAAAUCUUGUCUCCCUCUGAAGCAAUGAAACCCGAACCCGCAGGCUGGUUCUCUUUUGAUUCUGAAACUCAGGAUAAACUAGCUUCAUGGACAGUAGAAGACCAGGUGUUUACCAUAUUGAGCAACAAAAUCAGCAGGGUAUACACAGCUCCUCCAACUGAAAGAUUGAAGAGAAUUUAUAACACCCCACCCUCCAAAUAUGAAACCAUUGAUCAGGGUAAGGGGCUUGAAUUCAGGUUCAUAAGGAUGGGCUAUGAUGACAUAUACAUAUCAAGCCCUGGUUCUUUAUCUCAGAAGUAUGGAAAUGACUAUUUCAUCUGCACUGGCCCUGCUUCAAUGCUAGUACCUGUGGUCGUGAACCCUGGUGAAGGUUGGAGAGGAGCACUGGUUAUUGAGCAUGACAAUUUGUAAUUGAUCUUUCA